Molecule: messenger RNA, 4437 nt
Organism: Agelaius phoeniceus (red-winged blackbird)
Lineage: Eukaryota; Metazoa; Chordata; Aves; Passeriformes; Icteridae
Gene: CASKIN2
Product: CASK interacting protein 2
Molecular function (GO): protein binding
Source: RefSeq, a predicted model, not a curated record
AUGGGGCGCGAGCAGGAGCUGAUCCAGGCCGUGAAGAACGGGGACGUACCUGGAGUGCAGAAGCUGGUGGCCAAGAUCAAGGCGUCCAAGAGCAAGCUCCUGGGAUCUGCCAAGCGCCUGAACGUGAACUACCAGGAUGCGGACGGGUUCUCAGCACUGCACCACGCAGCCCUGGGUGGCAGCCUGGACCUCAUCUCGCUGCUGCUGGAGGCACAGGCCACCGUGGACAUCAAGGACAGCAACGGGAUGCGGCCCCUGCACUACGCGGCGUGGCAGGGCCGCCUGGAGCCCGUGCGGCUGCUGCUCCGCGCCGCUGCCUCCGUCAACAUGGCCUCGCUGGAUGGGCAGAUCCCGCUGCACCUCUCGGCGCAGUACGGCCACUACGAGGUGUCGGAGAUGCUCCUCCAGCACCAGUCCAACCCGUGCCUCAUCAACAAGGCGAAGAAAACCCCGCUGGACUUGGCCUGUGAGUUCGGGAGGCUGAAGGUGGCCCAGCUGCUGCUGAACAGCCAUCUGUGUGUCGCCCUGCUGGAGGGACAAUCCAAGGAUGCCACUGACCCCAACUACACCACUCCACUACAUCUGGCAGCCAAGAACGGGCACAAGGAGAUAAUCAGGCAGCUGCUGAAGGCUGGGAUUGAGAUCAACAAGCAGACAAAGACAGGCACAGCCCUGCACGAGGCCGCGCUCUACGGCAAAACAGAGGUGGUGCGGCUGCUGCUGGAGGGUGGAGUUGACGUGAACAUCAGGAACACCUACAACCAGACAGCACUGGACAUUGUCAACCAGUUCACCACCUCACACGCCAGCAAGGACAUCAAGCAGCUGUUGAGAGAGGCAUCAGGAAUCCUGAAGGUCCGAGCUUUGAAGGAUUUUUGGAACCUCCAUGACCCAACUGCUCUCAAUGUCCGAGCAGGAGAUGUCAUCACGGUCCUGGAGCAGCACCCAGAUGGCCGAUGGAAGGGGCACAUCCAUGACGCUCAGAAAGGCACCGACCGGGUCGGGUACUUCCCCCCCUCCAUUGCUGAAGUCAUCAGCAAGAGGACAGGCAUGGUUGUCCCCCGCGUGGCACCCGCGCAGCAGCGCCAGGGUCCCCCUGGGGCCCUGCCAGCCCCCCCUGGGGGGCUGCAGCACCUCCCUGAUGAGUGUCCACACCCGGCAGCCCCGAGCGGCCCAGCGGCCUUUGGUCACCUCACCCUAAGCCGGACGGCCCCAGGCCCUGACAGCUCAGCAGGAGACAGGAACAGCGUGGGCAGCGAGGGCAGCAUCGGCAGCAUCCGCAGCGCCGGCAGCGGCCAGAGCACCGAGGGCACCAAUGGGCAGAGCACCAGCAUCCUCAUCGAGAAUGCCAGGCCUCUGCCCUCCACCGGAGACAACCUCCAGCAACAUCUUUUGGGAUCAGAGCCACACAAUGGGACCUCCCCAGCAGGGCCACAGGGCCUCCAGACCCCAGGCAGCUGCCCCCCUGGAGACAGGGUCUUCUCCCACCAGUUCUUGCGUCCUGAGCAGCUCCUCGAGGGGAAGGAUGCAGAAGCCAUUUACAACUGGCUGCAUGAGUUCCAGCUGGAGUCGUACACUCCCAACUUCCUCAACGCUGGCUACGAUGUCCCCACCAUCAGCCGCAUGACCCCGGAGGAUCUGACAGCCAUUGGUGUGACCAAACCAGGCCACAGGAAAAAGAUCUCUACAGAAAUUGGGCAGCUCAGCAUUGCUGAGUGGCUGCCCAACUACAUCCCGGCUGACCUGAUGGACUGGCUCAGUGCCAUUGGGUUGCCCCAGUACCACAAAAAGUUGGUGAACAAUGGCUACGAUUCCAUCACCAUCGUGACAGACCUGACAUGGGAGGACCUGCAAGAGAUUGGCAUCAACAAGCUGGGCCACCAGAAGAAGAUUAUGUUGGCUGUCAAGAAGCUCAGAGAUCUCCGCAAAAGCCUCAAUCAAGCAGAAGCAACUCUGGCAAGACGCAAAGUCCCUGGUUCCCUGGACAUUGUCACCAUUGAGUCACUGGAAAAUGGGGAGUGCCAGUCCCCACACACGCUCAAAAUGACAACCUUCCAGGACAGUGAGCUCAGCUAUGAGCUCCAGACAGCCAUGUCCAACAGCUGCCACGACACACUCGGCAUCAAGAGCAGCCAGGGAAUGUCACGGAGCCAGGAGAGCAUCGGGGUGCGGUCGCGGGGCUCAGGGCACUCGCAGGACAAUGUGCUGUCCCGGCGCCUCUCCAGCCCCUCGCAGGAGAGCCUGGGCAGCGGCGAGAGCAGCAGCAGCAGUGGGCAGUCCUGUGCACCCCCCCGCAGCAAGGAGAGCCCGGCCAGCCUGCCGGGCCGGCCCAGCCCCGAGCCCUAUGGGAAACUCGUGUCCCCCGAGGGGCUGAACGGCUUUGCCAAUGGUGGCGGCGGGGGCAGCCCUCUCAAGGAGAGGAACCUGCCCGAAGGAACGGAUCAGUACACCCGGCCUGUGGCUCAGAAAGGAGCUGGGACUCCAGCGGUCACUCCCUGUACUCCUCCCCAGACUCCCAGCAAGGGAACAGCCCCGUACGUCUUCAUGUACCCACACGUCUCCCUGAAGUCCCCAACGGCCCCAUCUGUCCUGGGAGCAGAGCAGCCCAAGGCCCUAGCACAUCUCCCCUCCAUCUCCCCUGCACAGAAGAGCAGCCUGCAGACGUCAGCCCAAAAAGGCUUCUCCUACCUGCACAGCCAGUGUGGUCCCACAGAGCCACCCACCACAGCCCCCACGACUGGGGAGCAUCACAACGGAGGUGAAGGCUUGAAACACAAGAAGCGCUCGCACAGCCUGAACCGAUACGCGCUGUCGGAUGGGGAGCAUGAGGAGGAGGAGGGGGCCCCCAGCAGCACCCUGGGCUCCUACGCCACGCUGACGCGGCGGCCGGGCCGCAGCCAGAUGCCGCGGGCCUGUCUGCAGGCAGACGCCAAGGUGACCCGCAGCCAGUCCUUCGCCAUCCGGGCCAAGCGCAAGGGCCCUCCCCCGCCGCCUCCCAAGCGCCUCAGCUCCGUGUCCAGUGCCCUCACUGCCGAGGCAGACGGGGAGCAGCCCCCCAGCCCCGAGCGCCAGCCCACAGCCCCUCAGGACCUGGUUGAUGCAGGUGCCACCCCCAGCGAUGCUGGGCGUGGCAGGACAGUGAAGAGCCUGGCGGCUGCGCUGGAGGGAACACCAAGUGUGAGUCCUUCCAAGCCCCUCCUGGCCCCAAAACCGCUGCACCUGACUCAGGACUGUCUCCCCCGGGCAGAUGUGGGUGAGGGGUCCCACGAUGGCAGUGAUGCCAGCAGUGCCACACUUUCCAAUGGCAGCAGGGACCCCUUUGAGAGCGGCAAGCCACGGAGACGGACAGUGAGUGAGCCCAGCGCUCCUAUGACAGAGGUGGCUGCACAGGGUGAGCAAGAGGCUGCCUGCUCAGACACUGAGGAGGAGGCCAAGCCGGGGGUCUCCUCUUCAUCGUCCCAGAACAGCUCCAGUGAGUGCAUCCCCUUUGCAGAAGAAGGCAAUUUAACCAUCAAACAGCGGCCAAAGCCCAGUGGGCAUUCCAAGGCUGACACGGCCAUGCCGGACAUGGAGCCUGGUUCCCAGCCAGCAGAGCCCCAGGGCUCCGGUGAGAAGGAGCCAGCAGCCCCUGCUGUCACCAAGGAGCCGCCCGUGCUGGAGUUCAACCUCACCGAGUCGGACACGGUGAAGCGCCGGCCGCGCUUCAGGGAGCGGGAGCCGCUGCAGGCGGUGCUGAAGGCGUUCAGCAUGGCGGGGCAGGCAGAGGCGGGGGGCGCCCCCACACCCCAGUAUGCCCAGGCCCAAGCCGUGAGCAUCGCGGGCCCCCCCACCUCGGCACCAGCACCACAGCCCAUGCUGGCUGGAGAUGCCUUUGAUGAUGACAGUGUGGAGUUCAGGAUUGCUGAGAUAGAGAAAAGCAUCUUGUCGCUGGAGAAAGGGAUGAAGAAGGCCCCAAGCCCCACCAAAGCCCCCAGCCCCACAGAGCUGGUUGGCACGGCUGUGGUGAGGACACCCACUCCAGAUGUCCCUGUCAAGCACACCUCUGUGGCAUCCACCAAGCUCGUCUUCUCUGGACCCAAGACCAUCUACCAGCAGGUCCUGCAGCCCUCCCGCCACACUGUUGCCCCCUGGGCAGCCACUGAGGCAGCGCCAGAUGUGAUCGGGUCCCUGCCCGGUCCUGGCUCACUGACGCUGGAAACAGGCAGCAAGGUAUCAGCCAAGCCUUUGGCAGCUGCCCCGGGGACCACCCUGGCCCAGCAGCGGCUGGAGCAGACCAACUCCAGCUUAGCUGCCACGCUGCAGGCGGCCGACAAGAAAAUCACAGUGGAGGAGGCGGAGAGCCACCCUGGAACCGUGCACUCGGCCAAGAACAUCUUGGAAGACAUCAGCAACAUGUUCGACGACCUGGCCGACCAGCUGGAUGCAAUGCUGGACUGA